AUGGACGUGAUCCCAGAUUUUCCAAGCUCCGACAAAAAUGGGUUGAUCAAAUUUCGCACACACUUUCAUUCGCAUAAUAUCAUUUGGGGAGAUGCGAAGGCAGCCAAUGUGCUCAUUGAUGCCGAUGAAGAUGCAUACCUGAUUGGUUUUGGAGGAGGUUAUACUGAUGGUUGGGUUGAGAAGGAGAAGUCUAACUCGACCGAGGGAGAUCUCCAGGGACUUGCAAAUAUCAAGCGGUACCUUUUUGAAUGA
Messenger RNA from Penicillium expansum, 252 nucleotides. RefSeq lists its product as uncharacterized. The coding region runs from base 1 to 252 and encodes 83 amino acids. The record is from RefSeq and is a predicted model, not a curated record. The transcript has a single exon. Lineage: Eukaryota; Fungi; Ascomycota; Eurotiomycetes; Eurotiales; Aspergillaceae.